AUGAGUAAGCAUAUUUUAUUUGCUUUAUUUUUGCAUAUAAUAAUAGGUAUUAUGCUUAUAUCAUGCAAAUUUUAUCUAGUUAAAAAUAAAAAUAAACUGUUUUAUAUAACAUCCAUUGAAAAACAAAACACAGUUAAUAAUAAUAAUAAUUUAAAAAAUAUAAAGCUUAUUAAAAAAAAAAAACAACAAUUUAUUCUUCUAAAAAAAAAUAAAAAUAUCAUAAUCAACUUAAAUUCAUUUUUUAAAAAAAACGAAAGGAAUACUGACUAUUCUUCUUUUUUGUAUACAUACAAUAGAAACUCUGAAAAUUUUAUUGACACCUCGUCAUAUAGUACAAGGGACAAAUACAGCGAUAAUGAUGUACACUAUGACGAUACAACAAAUAGAGAAUUUAUAAAUAAAGAACGAAAAGAAAUAUUUAACUCAAUAAAUUCAGGAUAUCAUGACAAUGGGAAUCAUAUUACUACUCAAUAUCAAUUUAAUAAACGCUUAAAAAAAAAUCGUGAAAAAAAUGGGUCCAAAAAAAAUGUAUUAGCACUCAAAUAUAGUAUAAAAGAUGAAAACGGAAUAUAUGACGAAAAGAAAGAAAGCGAAGGAAAAAACUCAACUAGUAUUGACAAAGAAAGCAAUACAAAAACUGAAGAAGAAGAAUACAUGAACAAAUUUAUAAACGAUUAUAUGAAAAGAAAUGAAAAUAUUUUAAAUGAUAAUGACGAUUUAAAAAAGUUAGACAAAGAAAAAAUGCUAGAAGAAUAUAACAGAUUAGUAGAAACUUUAAAAAAAAGUAAUGAAACUAUAAUUAAUAAAUAUAAAGAAAAUGAAAAAGAAAAUAAAUAUGAACUAAAUGAAAGAAUUAUAAAUAGCUCUAAUAAAAUUAAUAUUGAAAAAAUAAAGAAAGACAUUGAAACAUCAUUUACCCAAAAUCUUGGAAUCGAACACAAAAUACAAAACUACAUUAAUUUAUUUACACAACAAGAAGUAGGGCAACAAAAUGAUAUGGACGAUAAUUUAAAAAAUAAUAAAAAUAAUGAAAAUAUGAAAAUAGACAAUAAAGAAACAGAAUUUAUCACAGAAAAUGAAGAGGAAGAAAAUAAAAAAAUUUUAAAAACAAUUUUAAAAGGGGAUUACAAAGAUUUAAAAAAAUUUAAUUUUAAAUUUUCAAAAAAAGAUCUAGAAAUGAUGAAAAAUGUGGAUCAAGAAAAUGCUAAUAUGGAAGAAAAAGAAUUAAUAGAAAAAUUAUUUUUCAAAAUAAUAAAUAAUUCAAAUGUUAUAAACAGUAUAAAUAAGAAAGAAGAACAACUAAUACAGGUAUAUGAUACACUAAAAAAGGAAAAUAAAAUAAAGAGAGAUGAAAAUAUAGAGAAUAUAAAAUACUAUAACAAUAAAAAAAUAGAUAAAGAAAAAACUGAAAAAGAUCAUAAUCAAACAAUAAUACCAAAAGAAAUCUUAUUUAAUAAAGUUUCAAAUAAGUUUGUUGAAAUUAGUGAAGAAGAAAUAAAUGAAAUGAGUGAAGUUCAAACAAAAGAGGAAUUAAAAAAAAGAGGAUAUCCAACAUUUGGAACUAUGAAAGAAAUAAAAAUGAGACUAUUAGAUGUCAUGAAAAUUAAAGAAAAUCAUGAAUAUGAUGUUAGAAAAAUUGUUAAAAAUCCAGAAGAAAAUUUAUUAUCAAAUAUAAAAUAUGAUAAACUAAAAAAAAAUAUAAAAAUUUAUAAAGAAAUGGAAAAUUAUGGAGAUACAGAAUCUAAACUUAAGAAAAUUGAUUCGGCUAUAGAAAUAUCGAAAUUUAUAGAUGAUCCAGUAGAUUAUUUGAGAAUAGAUACAACACAUAAGUUUGUAAAAUUAAAAGAAGAAAUAAAUGAGGAUAAUACUACUAUCAAAAAUGAAGAUAUUUCAAAAAUACCAAUUAUAAAUGAUGUAAAUAUAGAUGAAGAAAUUUCAAUGGCUGAAAAAUUGAAAAAAAAUAUAAUUUUAGAUAAUGUAGAUAAAGCACCAAGUUUCGUCAAAUAUAGCAAUCAAAAUGAAAAUAUGAAUGAAGAAAUCGAAGAAACAUAUAGAACAAAUAUAUUAAAACAUGGAAGUUUACAAGAAACAAUAGAAGAAUUUCAUAUAAAACAUAAUUUAUGUCUUAAUUUUAUUGGAGAUUUUAUUUGUAAAUUUUCAAAUGCUCAUAUACAAGAUAUAAAUAAAUAUAGAUAUAAAACAAAAGAAGAAAUUGAUAAUCUAAAAAAUAAUGAAUUUGAAUAUUUAAUAAAUGAAUCUACAUUAAAUUGUGAUUUUAUUGUAUAUAAAUUUGUUAAUAAAAAUGAUUUAAUAAAAAAUUAUUUAACUACUAAAAAUAUAAUGACUUUAAUUGAAUAUGCUAAUAUUUCAGAUCCCGUGGAUAUUAUACAUUAUUAUUCACCUGAAACAUUAUUUAUGAUUAGUGAAGAAUACAAUAUACCUAUAAAUAAAAUUAUAGAUGCAUGUACAUCUUUAAAUAUUAAGUUGCCAUAUGGUGGUGAUACACACUUAAACAAAAAGUGUUUCAACAUUUUGACAACUCAUUUGAGCAGAAAAUGGGGGCCAUGA
Messenger RNA from Plasmodium berghei ANKA, 2568 nucleotides. RefSeq names its product conserved Plasmodium protein, unknown function. NCBI's taxonomy places the organism in Eukaryota, Apicomplexa, Aconoidasida, Haemosporida, Plasmodiidae. The coding region runs from base 1 to 2568 and encodes 855 amino acids. The record is from RefSeq and is a predicted model, not a curated record. The transcript has a single exon.